AUGGUGGCAGACUCUACAUAGAACUAUGCUUCGUGGUGUUCUGGGAAAAACCUUUCGACUUGUUGGCUAUACUAUUCAGUAUGGCUGUAUAGCUCAUUGUGCAUUUGAAUACAUUGGUGGUGUUGUCAUGUGUUCUGGACCAUCAAUGGAGCCUACAAUUCAAAAUUCAGAUAUUGUCUUUGCAGAAAAUCUUAGUCGACAUUUUUAUGGUAUCCAAAGAGGUGACAUUGUGAUUGCAAAAAGCCCGAGUGAUCCAAAAUCAAAUAUUUGUAAAAGAGUAAUUGGUUUGGAAGGAGACAAAAUCCUCACCAAUAGUUCAUCAGAUUUCUUUAAAAGCCAUAGUUAUGUGCCAAUGGGUCAUGUUUGGUUAGAAGGUGAUAAUCUACAGAAUUCUACAGAUUCCAGGUACUAUGGACCUAUUCCGUAUGGAUUAAUAAGAGGACGUAUCUUCUUUAAGAUUUGGCCUCUGAGUGAUUUUGGAUUUCUACGUGGCAGCCCCAACGGCCACAGAUUUUCUGAUGAUUAGCAAGCAUUUAUUCUUUUGAUAUGAUUAUCCUCUGUUCAGGUGAAUUUAAUUAUAGUCAUUGAAACCAUGUAUUGACCAAUAAACUAUCUGCUCUUCA
This is a messenger RNA of Orycteropus afer afer, 623 nucleotides long. RefSeq names its product inner mitochondrial membrane peptidase subunit 1 (gene IMMP1L). Gene Ontology annotation, cellular component: mitochondrial inner membrane peptidase complex; membrane. Gene Ontology annotation, molecular function: serine-type endopeptidase activity. Lineage: Eukaryota; Metazoa; Chordata; Mammalia; Tubulidentata; Orycteropodidae. The record is from RefSeq and is a predicted model, not a curated record.